AUGACCGAUGCACAUACUCCAAUAUCAAAGAAUUCUAGAUUCUUUACCAUCAUUUUCUUAACCUCCUUCCAUUUACAAAUGGUAUCCUUACGUCGUAAGAAUGUUGUUGUCAUUAUUCGAAGAAACAAGAGAUUUCAAAAUUUGCAUCGUCGUUGUAUCCGAACCUACAAUAAUGCUGAAAUGUUAAGGAGAAUGCGACAAAUGGGACCACAGAAUACGGACAAUGCGUUUGCUACUUCGAUAUUUAACGGUACAUCCUUCGCUUAA
This is a messenger RNA of Funneliformis caledonium, 267 nucleotides long. Lineage: Eukaryota; Fungi; Glomeromycota; Glomeromycetes; Glomerales; Glomeraceae. The record is from the annotation of a GenBank genome assembly.